This is a messenger RNA of Striga asiatica, 378 nucleotides long. NCBI's taxonomy places the organism in Eukaryota, Viridiplantae, Streptophyta, Magnoliopsida, Lamiales, Orobanchaceae. The record is from the annotation of a GenBank genome assembly.
AUGAGAAAUGAUAGUCAAUUUCUGUCUUUCUCGUCAAGUACCUCUUCAACUAGGUCGGACGUCCACCUGAGUGUGAGCGGAUAUUUGAUAGACUCUGUGAUUCAUACACAGAAGCCGGUAAGCAAUUACCCCCGAACAUGCCUGACCUUGUUCGGACAUGGGGACGAGGCGAUUCACAUGCCAGGCUUUAUCACGGAUUCAUAUUAUGAUGUGAUGUUAUUACAUGGCCAAAAUAGUUGGUUAUGCCAGGUUUCAGUUUCUGGAUCUAAUAAACUAUGUCUUCUAGGCCUAGGUGUAGGCCAGACUGCUUGGUUCGAGGACCCCUUGGUCAAAGGAAAGAUGGAAAGAGGGGAGUUGGCUGAAAAAGAUGGACAGUAA